Messenger RNA from Morus notabilis, 4009 nucleotides. RefSeq lists its product as uncharacterized. Gene Ontology annotation, biological process: signal transduction. The record is from RefSeq and is a predicted model, not a curated record. The coding region runs from base 146 to 3688 and encodes 1180 amino acids. Lineage: Eukaryota; Viridiplantae; Streptophyta; Magnoliopsida; Rosales; Moraceae. The transcript has 11 exons.
UUUUUCUCGUUCUCUCUCGUUCGUUGCUCAAUUCAUAAAUCUCACGUUUACAAUAACAUAAGAAAAACAAACAAAAUAAAAUUUGAAAGAAUACUAACAACUAGCAUAAUCGAGAUUCGGAGAUCCAUUGAUUUGAUUCGAAGAAAUGGCGGCUUCUGAGAGAGCGGAGGUUAGGGAAAUGGAAUCGGAGAAGGAAAUCGCAUUGAAUUUUCCGGCGGAAGAUGGCGGCGGAAUCGAAACGGCGUCGUCUCCUUCUUCUCCUGUAAAGCUUCCUUGGAGGCUCAGACGCCGUCUUCUUGUCUCCAAAGCACCAAUUACUGCCGAAGACAUCGAAUCCAAGCUCUCCCAAGCUCGUCUUCGCCGACAGCAAUUCUACGAGCUGUGGUCUAGUAAGGCGCGAGCAAAGGCAAAAGGUCCGUCAUGGCACCCGUCGCAGGAGGAAGAUCUUGGUAAGCGGCUUGAAGCAAAACUUAGUGCUGCUGAACAGAAAAGGUUAAGCAUUCUAGAAAAGGCGCAGACACGACUGGCCAGGUUGGACGAGCUGCGACAAGCCGCAAAAGCUGGGGUAGAGACACGAUUUGAGAAGGAAAAAGAUGAGCUUGGUGCAAAAGUCCAGUUACGGGCUAAGCAAGCGGAGGAAAAUAGGAUGCGUCUCCUUAAAGCUUGCUCACAAUGGAGAGCAGCAAGAAGAGACAGAGCAAUCCAGUCAUUAAUGCAAAGAAGGAUUAAGGAGAGAAAAUAUAAAGAUUGUAUUCACGCUGCUAUCUGUCAAAAACGUGUUGCUGCUGAGAGAAAAAGAUCAAAGUUGUUGGAGGAAGAGAAGGCUAGGGCAUGUGCUAGAAUACAACAAGUACGACGGGCAGUAAAGUCUGCCCAUAGUCAACAGGAGAUUGAGAGAAUAAAAAUGAAAGAUAAAUUGGAAGACAGGCUCCUGAGGGCUAAUAAACAAAGGAAAGAAUAUUUGAAGCUGCAGAGAAGUUCGCAUCAUUCAGUUCAGACCAUCUCAAAAAUGGUUCAAGAGCAGGAGGCUCUUUCUAAGAUAGCGAGAUGCUGGAGGUGGUUUGUGCAUCUUCGGAAAACUACUUUUGCCUUGGCAAAAGCUUUUGAAGCCUUGGCAAUUAGUGAAGAAUCUGCGAAAUCAAUGUCAUUUGAGCAGCUUGCCCUUCAAAUUGCAUCAGCUACAACUAUCCAAACUACAAAAGCCUUAGUUGCCCGUCUAGAAAGUCGGUAUUUGAUCUCACGGGCUGCUACUGACAGUCUCUCUAGCCUAGAAAAUAUUGAUCACCUUCUUAGAUGUGUUGCUUCAACAGUUAGAAAGGGAAAUUCAAACACCAGUACGAAGAAGAAGGUAUCUGGGGAUAAUCAUUCUGGUAAAGAAGCCCCGAGACGUCCAGUUGUGUUGUCAAGGUAUCCAGCAAGAGUUUUUCUCUCUGCAUAUAUGAUCUUGGGACAACCAGAUGCAGUAUUUAAUAGGAGAGCAGAGUGUGAGAACACUCUGCCUCAGUCUGCAGCUAAUUUUGUUCAAGAAUUUGAGCUGUUACUAAGGAUCAUAAUCCAUGGGCCCAUUCAUUCUUCCCAGCAAGAAUCAGCUCCGUCAAGUCCAAGUAAAAUUACUCUCCGAUCCCAGCUAGAAGCCUUUGAUAAAGCAUGGUGCUCUUACCUGUUGCGUUUUGUAGAGUGGAAAGACAGCGAUGCUAGGUUGUUAGAGGAUUUGAAGAGAGCAGCAAGCCAACUGGAACUUUCUAUGAUGCAAGCUAACAGAAUUACUCUAGAAGAAGAUGUUAAUGGUCCCACACGUGCAAUGAAGGCUUUCCAACGGCAGGUUACAGAAAAUCAGAAACUACUAAAGGAUAAAUUGCAGCACCUAAGUGGUAAUCCAGGACUUGAAGGCAUGGAAACUGCUCUCUCUGCGACGCAUUCCAGAUAUAUUGAAUCCAAGGACUCUGCUUGUUUGCCGGCAUCCCCAGCUGCACUUAACUCAUCUUCAUCCCCAGUUUCCGGAUCUGCUGGAACACGUGAACUGAGUAACACCUAUCAGAGUUCUAGUCAAAAGAUUCGUGCUUCAUUUGACAAAGAUGAAACUGACCAUGGUGAAGAAGUAGGGUCAUUUUUGUCUUUCAAAACUGAUGCAAGUGGUCAUCCGAAUCCUGCUGCAUUGGUAGUUGGUGAAAAUGAACUUCUUGUAAAUGAUAUUGUCCAUGAGCAUCACCAUGGUUUUGCUGAUAGAUUGAAUGGCAAAGACGAAAGCCAUAACAGUCUUGAGGAGAAAGUGAGAGAGACAAUGGACAAAGCUUUUUGGGAUGGCGUCAUGGACUCUAUGAAAGAAAAUGAUUCAGACUUCAGCUGGAUUCUUAAACUUGUUACAGAAGUCAGAGAUGAACUACGUGAUAUAUCUCAAUCUUGGAAACAAGAAAUUUCUGAAAGCAUUGACAUUGACAUUCUCUCACAGGUGCUGAGAUCAGGCCAUCUAGAUAUGGAUUAUUUUGGAAAGAUCCUGGAAUUUGCUUUAGCAACUUUGCGGAAACUUGCUGCACCAGCUAAUGAAGAUGAUUUGAAGACUACUCACUAUAAGUUUUUGAAAGAACUUGGAGAGAUUCUUCAAGCUGAAGAAUCAAAAACUUCACGUGCCCUUGCAAUAACCAAGGGUCUGCACUUUGUUUUGCAGCAGAUUCAGGGUCUUAAGAGGGAGAUCAACAAAGCACGUUUGAGGAUGGUAGAACCACUCAUCAAGAGCACCGCUGGUUUAGAAUACUUGAAAAAAGCUUUUUCCUAUAGGCAUGGAUCUCCUAGUCACGCCUUUACCUCUCUUCCAAUUACAAGGCGAUGGCUUUCAUCUGUGAAGACAGUGGCAGAGGAGGAGUGGCAUGAAUAUGUAGAUUCUUUAUCUUCUGUGACAAGCGAUGAGCAUUCAUCAGGGCUUCCACCUACAACUCUUCGGACUGGAGGCAGAAUUUUAGUCGGAACCAAAAUUAGCUCCCAAACAUCCUCUACAACUGACACAAUUGAUGCGUCUUCACCAGGGAAAAAACUACCAGAAUGCAGGGGAGAGAGGAUUGAUUUAUUGGUUAGACUUGGUUUGUUAAAGCUAGUAAGUGAAGUAGGUGGAUUGAACCUGGAAGUUCUGCCUGAAACUCUUGAACUUAAUCUACCUAGACUAAGGGCUGUUCAAUCUCAGCUUCAGAAGAUCAUAGUCAUUUCUACCUGUGUAUUGGUUCUCCGUCAAAUCCUUCUGAGUGAGAACUUGAUAACCAAUCCUCUGGAAAUGGAGAAAAUAGCAUCCAGAUGCUCGAAGCAGCUUUCUAACCUACUGGACACUGUUGAAGACGUUGGUCUACCAGAAAUUAUUGAGACAAUAUUCGGGGUUCGAGAAGACGAUGAUCAUCUUCCAUACCUAGAGAAACUCCACGCAAGGAAGCAGAUGAUGUCAAACAUGGUGGGGAAAAGCCUGCAAAGUGACGACGUCAUUUUUAAACGGGUAUCCCGUGCUGUUUAUCUAGCUGCAAGAGGGGUUGUUCUUGAUGGAAAUGGAGUUAAGGGAAAAGAAUUAGCCGAGGCAUCUCUUCGGCGAAUUGGUGCAGCGCUUCUUGCGGAUGAUUUGAUAAAGGCCGUGGAAGUACUGGUUGUGGCGGCCGUUGUCUCGUGCAAUGUUCAUAGACCAUGGUACGAGGAACUGAUCAAGAAUAUCUGAUUUGUUCAUCUGUAAGCGGACCACAAAAAACAGAAAAAAGAGUGUCGUGUAUAUAAACGUUGGUGUCUAUUACUGUGGCAAUCCGCAAUCUCCUGUUAUAUGUGUUUGUAUAUAAUAUAGAAGGCAACAGUUGUCUCUUGUACGCGUGAUCGUUGGAACGGACCAUACUGACAAUGCUCAUAGUCGAAGUGUAAAAUUUGUGUGUAAUCAUUUCUAGAUUGGAUCAAAAUUCGACUCAUUUUAUAAAUUACCUAUGUAGUUGGUAUUAAAACUUUUGAGUUGAAAAUACAGGCAGCAGCACGCACUUCUUCAGGUACCGAA